CCUGUUAUCAAUUCCUAAAGCCUAGCGCACACAGCAGAUAUUUGUCGCAAAAGACGAAGAUUUUUGUCUUUUUCAUAAAAACUGAUUGCCCGCACACAGCACGAUUUUUUUCGGAUUAGUGCCUCGAUUAAGUUUUGUGACCUCUUUUUCACAUUGUUUGAACUUCUUGGCGCGUAAAAUAAAAUUCCAAACACGAAUAAAAUUGCUCAAGAAACUGACAAAGGUUAUGAAUUUGACAAAAAAGAAAGCACUGUUGGCUAUUAUCCUUUUAAUAAGACGAAGAAGAAGGAGGCGAAUUGCGAGACGAAUGUGGGUGAAAUCCUGGAUUGAGCGUAGAAAUGAGCUGGGAGCAUAUCAGAAUCUUGUUCAGGAGUUAGCAUCGGAGGAUAAAUCUAUGUACCAACGCUAUUUUCGUCUCAACGAAGACCUUUUCAAAUCUCUUCUUGCCAAAGUAAGACCAAUGAUUCAAAGAAAAGACACUCACAUGCGAAAAUCAAUUAGUGCAGCAGAAAGACUUGCAGUCACACUACGAUACUUAGCAACAGGAGAGUCAUUUCACAGCCUGGGAUUUUCAUAUAGACUUGGAGAAAGAACAAUUUCAUCAAUAGUGACAGAAACUUGUGAUGCAAUUUAUCAGAAUCUUAAGGAUAGAUAUCUUAAGAUUCCAAGCACAUCUCAUCAAUGGAAAACAAUCAGUGAUGGUUUCUACAAUUUAUGGGACUAUCCUUUUUGUGUUGGUGCAUUAGAUGGCAAACACAUUGCAAUCAAACAACCAAAAAUGUCUGGAUCAGAGUACUUCAACUACAAGGGAUAUUUCAGCAUAGUCCUUCUAGCAUUGGCAAGUUAUGACUACAAGUUGAUAUUUGUUGAUGUUGGUGCAAGUGGAAGAAAUGGUGAUGCUGGACUUUUUGAAACAUCGCCUCUAAAUCAACAGAUGAAAGGCAAAUCAAUUGCCUUUCCAGAAGCUGAGCAAUUUGGGGAAACAUGCAUCAAAUGUCAUUAUCAUAUCAUUGGUGAUGAUGCAUUUCCCUUGAGAAAUGAUAUCAUGAAACCAUUCCCAUUUAGACAACUGUUACAUGAACAGCACAUUUUCAACUACAGGCUUUCUAGAGCACGACGGGUUGUCGAAAACGCUUUUGGUAUCAUGGCUAAUAGGUUCAGGGUGAUGCUGACAAAGAUUAUGUUGGAGCCUGAAAAGGCUAAGCAAAUUGUGCUGGAAAUUUGUUGUCUGCACAACAUGCUGAUUGAUGAGCAGCCUUCAUAUAAAAAUGCAUGUGACAGUGAAAGAGACAACCAUGAGCUUUUUCAAGGCAGCUGGAGAUUAGACAAAUCUCUAACUGAGUUACAGAAGACAAAAAACAGAAACUGUUCAUUAAGUGCUAAGGGUCAGCGUGAGCUUUUGAAACAAUAUUUUUGCUCAACAUCUGGAUCAGUAUCAUGGCAAGAUAGUAUGGUUGCAACAAAAAAUAAUGAACUCAACUAGCUAGUGUUGUAUUGUACCUGCAA
Messenger RNA from Rhopilema esculentum, 1506 nucleotides. Lineage: Eukaryota; Metazoa; Cnidaria; Scyphozoa; Rhizostomeae; Rhizostomatidae. The record is from RefSeq and is a predicted model, not a curated record.